This is a messenger RNA of Filobasidium floriforme, 1169 nucleotides long. Its product is annotated as bucentaur or craniofacial development-domain-containing protein. Bases 97 to 1080 code for a protein of 327 amino acids. The transcript is spliced from 4 exons. The record is from RefSeq and is a predicted model, not a curated record. Lineage: Eukaryota; Fungi; Basidiomycota; Tremellomycetes; Filobasidiales; Filobasidiaceae.
UCGAACCCGGUUAGGGAUGGAGUUGGGUGAGCGACGAGUCUCAGGACAAGUGUUCCAGUAGGUACCUCAUGAACGUCCCCGCCAACCCCCGACAAGAUGGCCAACAAACGUCCUCAGAACCUGCUCGAUUCGAUCGACCCCAACGACUCGUCCGAUGACGCUUCCGACGCCGACUAUGCCCUGCCCGAAGAGACCACCGGUGCUCGAGCUAGUAAACGCAGAAAAGCCGAGGUCCAUGUCUCCUUCGACAACCCUGAGCGAGCAGAACUGACUGAAAAGGACAGAAAGAUCGAAGAAGAGAAGCAGAAGGUGGAGAGGAGACGGAAAGCUGAUGAAGAAUGGGCGGCGCUGAUGCGCGUGGAGGAAGAAGCCAAGAGGGAACGGAUGGGCACUUCCUCUUCUUCUGCUUCGAUGGUGGACGACAAGCAAGAGAAGGGAGAGACGGUUCGCAUGGUAGAGGUGAGAAGACCGAGGAAUUUCGCUGGAGAGAUUAUCUAUGAGACGGUCCGUCUACCAGCCGACCAUCCGGACGUCAAAAAGUACACCUCGUCCCCUCCCCCUUCCUCUAAACUACAAGAUCAGCCUGGAACGAAAACAGAGCCGAACCCGGAUAUACUAUCCAAAACUUCAUCGACGUCUCCGCCCUCUUCGACAAUACCAUCACCACAAGCCGCGCCCAUUGACCCGGCCACGACUACGACCACAACCACAACCACCCCUUCAAGCACGACCACAAGAACCGAUACGUCCAGCCGUACGACACCCACACCCACCUCUGACCCCAAUUCGAAACCUCUCCCCCGCAACCCCCCACCUCGUCGCCGCAAACCACGUCAAUCGCUAGAGAGCAUGAACGCCGAGCUCGUCCGUCAAGCUUCGGUAGCGAGGAAGAUGACGACGUUUGAAAAGAGUCAACUAGACUGGAACUCCCUGACCACCUCCACCCCGACGCUCUCCACCGAAUUAGAGGCCAAUCGACGAACGGGCGGGUACCUCGAACGACAAGAUUUCCUCGGUCGGGUCGGGGAACGGAAAGAGAUGCGCGGGCAGGGUGGCGAUGACAAGAGACGGCGUGUUUAGUAGAACUCGAGGUCGAAUAGCACCGUCUGGGAUAUAACGCAGAGUCAAGACGCUUAUGCAAGGAAAGACAGGAGAGGAGAGGUGCAAGA